CGUGUCUAUGUGCCUCAACAUGACUCUCCCGGUGGUCUGUGUCGCUUAACACUUGAUUUGAAGCGAGUGCUGCGGUUGCAGAUCAUCCUUUGCGUUAACCGUCCCUGUGUCACUGGCAGGUGUCCUGGUUCAUUCGGUGCUGCCUACGCUUGUUUUAUGUAAGGCAGCGGUCUCCGUGAAUUUCGGUGUAUUUAUUUAUAUCCUGGAGUUGUCACUUGGAGUCGGAAGCGGGUUCCUGUAAUAGCAGACUCUUUUGUGCUGCACACACUUUUUGGGAAGUUGCUUGAGCUGAGGAGUGCCAGACAUGGAUCUUCUAGCUGAGAGGAUUCGGGAACCCCCGGAACUGGAUUACUGUCCUGCAGAGGGACUGGGCAGCAAGCUCGAGCCCAAGCUCCUGGACGCGGUGACGGGGCGGCAUCACGAUGGUUCGCCGGGCGGCCUCGUGGUGUCGCUGCUGCUGCUGCUGUGGCCCGUCUCCUUCCUGUUGGCCACCCUGUGCCUCAUCUGCGUGGUCUGCAAGGUGUACAGCCGGCUCACCCUAGGAAGGUGCUUCUCGAACGCGGACAUGAGCGGCAGGACCGUGCUCAUCACGGGAGCCAAUGCGGGCAUUGGCAAGGAGACGGCGAAGGAGCUGGCCCGACGCAACGCCAGGGUGAUCCUGGCCUGCAGGGACACCAGCAGGGCCGCGGCAGCGGCCAGGGAGAUCUACAGGGAGACCGGGCGAGAGGUGGUCCUCCGGAGACUGGACCUGUGCUCCUUCAAGUCCAUCCGGGAGUUCGCGGACGACAUCAUUGCCGGAGAAGAGAGACUGGAUGUCCUCAUCAACAACGCGGGCAUCGUCCCUUUUCCAGAAAGAGUGGAAACCGUGGACGGAUUUGAGCAGACUUUCCAGACAAACCACCUGGGGCCAUUUCUGCUAACCAACUUACUCCUAGGCAAACUGAAGGCCAGCGCUCCGAGCAGAAUUAUCACGCUGUCGUCCCUGCUGCACCACUUCGGGCGUGUGGACCCGUCUCGGCUGGAAUACAGUGACUACAAGGUGCCCAUGCAGGUGUACAGCGACACCAAACUCGCCAACAUCUUGUUCACCAAAGAACUGGCUCGUCGCCUUCAGGGAACAGGUGUGACGGCCAAUGUCUUGCAUCCCGGUGCAGUGCAGACAGACAUCAACAGCACCUACGUCGGGUUUCUAAACAUAUUCAUGAAUGGCCUCUUCUACUUCUUCGGCAAGUCUCCCGCAGAAGGAGCCCAGACAUCCAUCUUUCUGGCCGUCUCGGACGAAGUGCGCAAGGUCAGCGGGAAGUACUUCAUGGACUGCCGGCUGUCCAUGCCCAGCAGGACAUCCGAAGAUGCUGAACUUGCCAGAAAGCUCUGGGCGGUCAGCGAAAAGAUGACCGGACUCGCCAUCUAGACCGCCAGUACCGAGGACAGGGGCCCCCGUGUAACGAUGUAGUCGUGGUUCGCGUUCCUCAAGGUCGUAGCUCGCUGGACCACAUCAACGUGUCAUCACCGUUAACGUCAUCCUUCCACGGCAGUAAUCACAUCUUGGCCAUUUCAUUAUCACAACAGCAUUUGGUUCCCUUGCUGUUAAAAUGUGCUGUCUCUUAAAUGAUCUGGAGCAUCUACUUUCCCUCAAAACACUCGAGAGAACCGAUUUCUGCAAUCUACGAGGGAAUUGGAGCCCUAACCUGGAGACUUGGCGAAAACGUCGGCGAGAAAUCAGGCGUCCGCGAUUGGCCAACGCCACACUUGACCUUAGCGCCGGCCGAUCAUAGCCGCCGAAUCUCUCGCCGACUUUUCCGCCAAGUGUUCAGAUUAGGGCCCCUAGACGGAUGAGGGGGCUGAAAAUGUGUUUAGUCCGCGCUGUGACAUUGAUCAUGACUAUGUUUUGUUUUUUGGUCUAGAGAUGCUUUUAACGUCGUCCAUAGGCCGCGUUCCCUCCGUAGAUUCCAGCGAUUCGCUGUCCUAAAGGCUUUGCGGGAAGGUGAGCGCUUCCGAUUUCUUAGAGCGUAUAAUAAGAGCUUCCUUCUUUCCUUGUGUGUAAGUGGCGAGCGCCUAUCCUCCAGAAGAACAGUCAUAAAAUAGCAACUAAACUCCCUCGAUGCAGACGGACUACAAAAAGAGCGGCGUACUAGCUGUACCAAUCUUACUCCUUUGUCAUAUUAGCGGUUGAAAUAGAAUGAGAAUUUGUCGUCUAGGC
Molecule: messenger RNA, 2200 nt
Organism: Ixodes scapularis (black-legged tick)
Lineage: Eukaryota; Metazoa; Arthropoda; Arachnida; Ixodida; Ixodidae
Product: retinol dehydrogenase 11-like
Exons: 7
Coding region: 305-1411 (368 amino acids)
Source: RefSeq, a predicted model, not a curated record